UCAGUGUACUUUAUCCCUCAAAGAAUUUAACAGUUACAGGACCCAAAACUCAUUGAAAAGAAAAAAACCAGAUCUUUCAUUCUUCUUCUUCUUUGAUAAUCUGUUCUAAGUUUUAACCUGCUACAUUUGCAUUUUUGACAAACCCUAGAGAUUUUAAGCAAAACUCAUAUUUUUAGUCCCUUUUAAAGCUUAAUUCCUUUUUCUUUGUUAGCAAUUAUUGUUGUCUCUGUUCUCGUCUUCACCAAAAAAAUUGAGGGGGGUGGGGGGAAUGAACACCCAAAAGUGAAAAACUGCACCAUAAUCUUCUUCUGUUUACAGAUCCUUCUUGGUGGGUGGCGUUAUUGUUUUUUGCACUCUCUCAAAUAGAAGAAAGGGUUUUGAUUUGAAUCUUUUCAGAUCUGAACGAAGGCUGAGAUUGUUUGUUUCAAAGCGAUGUCUCUUUUGCCUUUUCAUAUCUACUCAUUUCCCUCUCACUUUCCUUCUCUUUCUUUCUUUUGAGUUUCUUCUCUCGAACUUUGCUUCUGAGAACCAGCUAAAGAGUGUUCCUUUUUUCUUUUCCUCUUGGGUUUCACUUUAAAUUUUGAUUUUUGAAUAAUUGGGGGGGGGGGAGAUCUGUGAAAAUGUUGUCCAUUGGAAGUCCUUUAGCCACCAGUGCUCAUACAAGCUCAAGCUGCAAUGUAUUGCUGAGAGAACUUCAGCAAAUAUGGAGUGACAUUGGUGAGAGUGAAGCUGAUAAAGACAGAAUGCUUUUGGAAUUGGAGAGGGAAUGCUUAGAAGUCUACCGACGAAAGCUCAAGGAAGCCGCCAAUGCCAAGGCACGUCUACAUCAAUCCGUUGCUGCCAAGGAAGCUGAGGUUGCAACACUAGUGGCAGCUCUGGGGGAACUCAAUAUUCGUUCACCGAUUCAGACAGAGAAGAAGAUGUCAUCAUUAAAAGAAAAAUUCGCUUCUAUUACUCCGCUGCUUGACGAUCUAAGGACGAAGAAAGAAGAAAGAAUAAAGCAAUUUGAAGAUAUAAAGAACCAAAUCGAAAAGAUCAGUGGAGAAAUUUCACGUUACAACUAUCCUAAUGAUACAAUGAUUAACUGUUUAACUCUUGAAGACCAGGACUUGUCAGUAAGAAGGCUUACUGAAUUUCAGACGUGCCUUCAAACUCUUCAGAAGGAGAAGUCUGAUCGUCUUCAUAAGGUUUUGGAAUACGUAAAUGAGGUGCAUUUACUUUGUGGAGUACUAGGGUUGGAUUUCGCCCAGACUGUAAGCGGUGUGCAUCCCAGCUUGCAAAGGACAAACCAGGAACAAUCAACGAAUAUCAGCGAUGGUACAUUUGAAGGUUUACAGCAUACCAUUAACAAGCUGAAAACUGAAAGAAGAACCCGAAUCCAGAAGUUGAGGGAUAUUGUGGGCCAACUAUUUGACCUCUGGAACUUGAUGGAUUCCCCCCAAGCCGAGAGGGAUGGUUUUUCGAGGGCCACUUCUAUUGUUAGAUUAUUGGAACAUGAAGUCAGAGAACCAGGUGUUCUUUCAAACGAGAUGAUUGAACAGGCAUCAGCAGAAGUGGAGAGGCUUGCCAAAUUGAAAGCUAGCAGAAUGAAAGAACUUGUUAUGAAAAGAAGAUCGGAAUUGGAAGAUAUUUGCAGAAUGAUUCAUAUUGAACCUGAUGCAAGUACUGCUGUUGAGAAAUCUGAUGCAUUGAUUGAUUCUGGUCUUGUAGACCCUUCAGAACUUUUAGCAAACAUUGAAGCACAGAUUACUAAGGCUAAAGAUGAAGCUUUGAGUCGAAAAGAAAUAAUGGAUAGAAUAGACCGAUGGCUUGCCGCAUGUGAAGAAGAAAAUUGGCUAGAAGACUACAAUCAAGAUGAAAACCGUUACAAUGCAGGGAGAGGUUCACACAUUAACCUUAAACGUGCCGAAAAAGCCCGAAUAACCAUAACCAAAAUUCCAGCAAUUGUGGAUAAUCUGAUCAACCGGACACUAGCUUGGGAAGAAGAAAAAAAGACGUUCCUGUAUGAUGGGGUACGACUAGUGUCGAUACUGGAAGACUACAAACUGACAAGGAAACAGAGAGAAGAGGAGAAGAAGAGAUGCAGGGGCCAAAAGAAGAUCCAAGAUCUACUCCUGACAGAGAGAGAAGCCAUUUAUGGGUCAAAACCUAGUCCAAGGAGAAGUAACAGCUUGAGAAGGACAAACGGUUAUUUAGCAAAUGGAAAUGGAUUGAUGACUCCCAAUACACCACGUCGGAACUCAGUGGGUGGAGCAACACCUGAGCUACUUGCAUCACGAUCAUACUCGGGACUCCAAAAUGGCUACUUCAAGGAAAUGAGAAGGUUGUCUACAGCACCUCUGAACUUUGUAGCCAUAUCAAAGGAAGAUAUGGUUUCUACAUACACAUCAGUUUGUGAUUCGGAGCUGGGAUCUCCCCCACAUUGCUAAGGAAGUCGGAAGCGGAAGAGGUUAUAGGAUGUUAUAGUAUAGUUGCUAUAAGUGUAGACUGGAUUAUAGCAGCAGGACCAUGUGUUGUGAAUAUGAAAGAAAGGAUAUGGUAGAUUAGUGUAUGGAUUGUGCAUCAGUAGGGGUCGAACACGACAGGCAACUGACGUUCAAGGGCGCAUACUAGCAGAACGAUGUUAUUUGCCAUGGAGGGAGAGAACAACAUUGAUAGUGAUAGAAAAGAAACUAGUUUGUAAAUUGUGUUUUAACUUUUUUGUUUUGUGGUGUUAAUGUGUUUGUAUUGAUAAUAUUUAUAGUAGUAUUACCGACCUUGCUUUCACGUUU
Hibiscus syriacus is the source of this 2771-nucleotide messenger RNA. Its product is annotated as 65-kDa microtubule-associated protein 6-like. Gene Ontology annotation, molecular function: microtubule binding. Gene Ontology annotation, cellular component: spindle; cytoplasm. Gene Ontology annotation, biological process: microtubule cytoskeleton organization. The coding region runs from base 621 to 2429 and encodes 602 amino acids. The record is from RefSeq and is a predicted model, not a curated record. The transcript is spliced from 12 exons. Lineage: Eukaryota; Viridiplantae; Streptophyta; Magnoliopsida; Malvales; Malvaceae.